Molecule: messenger RNA, 803 nt
Organism: Triticum aestivum (bread wheat)
Lineage: Eukaryota; Viridiplantae; Streptophyta; Magnoliopsida; Poales; Poaceae
Product: FCS-Like Zinc finger 2
Exons: 1
Coding region: 113-403 (96 amino acids)
Source: RefSeq, a predicted model, not a curated record
ACUCUUCUUCCUCCCUCUCCCCGCAGCACCAAAAGCAGCAAGCAAGCAAGUGCACCACGAAGAUAAUCUCUGCUCAGCAUUUGUGCUCGAAAGCCACCUACACACACGUACUAUGGCGGCAUCAGUGGCCUGCUCCUUCUUCUUCGACGACGAGCUGCUCGGCGAGCCCGGCAUGCCGGCGAUGGACGCGUGCGCGCUCUGCGCCAAGCCGCUGGCGGGCGACAGCGACGUCUUCAUGUACAGAGGAGACACGCCCUUCUGCAGCGAGGAGUGCCGCCACGAGCAGAUGCACCUCGACGCCGUCUGUGCCAGGCAGGGCGCGCGGAGGCUGCAGCGGUUCUCAGCUGAGACGGAGUCCCACAGUGGGCAGCGACAGUCCAGGAAUGUGUCCGUCGCGAGCUAACCGGCCGGCCUGGCCAGAGCGCGUGCGUAGGAAAGUUUUGUUUGAGUCGACAAGAUGGGAAUUCUGAAGAAAUAACAUCUGUAUUCUGAAGAACCGUCGAUGUCUCCGUCUCUCCGGCUGGUGCUCUAGCCUGGACCGGUGGAGGCACCAGACGCAGCUUGGCGCCGCCUACGGAGGCAAGUCAAGGCAAGACAGCAGCAUCAGGCGGCACCAAGCAUAGGUGUUUGUAGCUUCCCAUAUCUGUCCAUCGCAAGCUGAUUAAGCUGCCCGGAUGGGAGGAAAUCUGUACUUGUUCUCGGCCGGUCUAGGCUGUGCCAAUGAAUUUGAUUUGGUUGGGAAAGAAAUAGAAAAGGCCAUGGAUCUGAAGAAAUCUAUCAAACAUGAUUCAUAUUUUGUUUUA